CGCGAGCGGGAGCUUCUGGGCGAGGGCCUUUGAGGAGCCGCAAUGAGGUUAGCCCAGUUUCCUGCGACCGGUAUGGAGGAUUUGGCUGGCGGCGGCUAAUAGGCGAGGUGGAUGGAUUUAUACUGAACAGUGUGUCCAGCUGUGUUCCCGGAGUUAAUUAUUCUCCAGAAGGUGGCCAUGAGCAGAACUGUGAGCAAGAGAGAACUCCAGGAAAGCCCCAGCUCAGCAGAAAGCCCUUGCUGCUCAAGCCCUUGGAUGGCUGCCGGGUCCCUGUCUCUCUCUCCUCUUUCUAGCACAUUGGUGCCACCCCUCCUCUUACACUGACACGCGGCUUUGCUGCUCCUGUAAACUGCGCUCUAAAGGCAGAACGGAUCUUCCUGCUGUAAGCGCCUUCUCUCAAUCCUUAGAGGCACAGCUCUGAAGUUGCAAUGGCAGGAAAGAGCUACAGCUAUUACCGGAUGGUGAUAUUUACUGCCAUGUACGUUGGCUACACCCUGUACUAUUUCAACAGGAAAACAUUCUCGUUUGUGAUGCCUUCCAUCAUGGAAGAGAUAAGCCUGGACAAAGAUGACUUAGGUCUCAUCACCAGCAGCCAGUCUGGAGCCUACGCCAUUAGCAAGUUCAUUAGUGGGGUCCUUUCUGACCAAAUGAGUGCCCGUUGGCUUUUCUCCUCUGGCCUCCUGUUGGUGGGCUUAGUCAAUGUGGUCUUCUCUUGGAGCUCUACCGUCACCAUCUUCGCAUGGUUGUGGUUCCUCAAUGGGCUGGCCCAGGGCCUGGGGUGGCCUCCGUGCGGGAAGGUACUGCGCAAGUGGUUUGAACCCUCCCAGUUUGGGACUUGGUGGGCCAUCCUCUCCACCAGCAUGAACCUGGCCGGAGGGCUGGGCCCCAUUGUGGCUGCUCUGAUGGCGCUGAGCUAUGACUGGCGCACAACCCUGGCCCUCUCCGGCUCUCUGUGUGUGGUUGCCUCCUUGGUGUGCCUGCUCCUGAUUAAGAAUGAGCCCUCGGAUGUGGGACUGCCCAACGUUGAGCUGGGGCCCAGGAAAGGGAAAAAGGGCUCUUUGGCAAAGGACAGCACGCUGACUGAGCUGCUGCUUUCCCCAUACCUCUGGGUCCUCUCUACAGGCUACCUGGUUGUCUUUGGUGCGAAGACAUGCUGUACAGACUGGGGGCAGCUAUUUCUCAUCCAGGAAAGAGGACAAUCUGCACUUGUGGGAAGCUCCUACAUGAGUGCCUUGGAAAUUGGGGGCCUGGUUGGCAGCAUUGCAGCUGGCUAUCUUUCGGACAAAGCAGUGGCACGGGUGGGCCUGUCAGCCUAUGGGAACCCUCGACACACACUUCUCCUGUCCAUGAUGGCAGGCAUGUCAGCUUCAAUGUAUCUCUUCCGGGUCACAGUCACAGCCAACUCUCCUAAGGAAAGCGACUCUUGGAUUCUAGUGCUCCAUCCUCUUGCUAACCUAGUGGGCUUAACAGAACACGAGGUAUGGAUCCUGCUGUUAGGAGCUAUCUUUGGAUUCAGCUCUUAUGGGCCAGUUGCACUGUUUGGAGUAAUAGCCAAUGAGAGUGCACCAUCAAACCUGUGUGGAACUUCCCACGCCAUCGUUGCACUCAUGGCAAAUGUUGGAGGAUUCCUGGCUGGGCUACCUUUCAGCACUAUUGCCAAGCACUACAGCUGGGGGACAGCCUUCUGGGUAGCAGAAAUUAUCUGCACUGUCAGCACAGUAGCCUUUUUCUUCUUGAGAAACAUCCGUACCAAGAUGGGCCAUGUACCAAAGAAGGUUGACUAAAGCAUCAGUGGUAGCUUGGCCAUUGAGGAGUCUCCCACUGCAACCAUGGCUUGGGGGGGGGGACAACUAUUAGAUCAGAGGCAGAACCACGCUUUGACAGUGCACCCUUGACCUGGAUGUUUUCUGUAAAAAAAAAUAAUAAUUACCAACUGUCACCAGUUUUUGUCCCUUAAAACAUCAGGAGCUGCCAAAAUGGUUUGGACCAAACUCUCUCCUGCUUCUCCCUGGCAAAGCCAAGGUUUGGCAGUUCUACCUGCAGUCAGAUACCAGCCUCCUCCUGAUCUCACUGGCAACUUGCACAUGGAUUGUAGGUAACCAUUAUGAUUAUUCCUUUCCACUGCCUGGAGAGUAAGGCAUUGUUUUCCACCAUUAACCUACAGAGCUCUUCUCUAGUGUGUUCCUUGCUUCUUGCAGCUUCAGCAUUCAGUUAACACUGAUAACUCUUUUCUAAGACCAUCUGCAGUCCACUGAAGUGUAAUGAAACUGGAGAUGUUCAUAGAGGAGGCAGCCUCACUACUUAAUCUUAGCAUUUUUGGCUAUCGCUAAGCAAGGAAGAACAGGGUGAUGUGUACUUUGCUCAGGACUGGGGUCAAAUGUGGCCCUUCCAGGCCACACACCUACUGUGCAUCCUCUUUUAGUGCGUUUGCCUGCUGGAAUGUGUUCUUGAAUGUGGAUAAUGCCUCUUCCUUGUGUGGAUGGAGGAGAGGGAUGUGUGAGUGCAGGAAAAUUAGGCAACUAUCAAAAUGUACAUUAGUCGCUUAUUCCACUUUUGCCUCUGGCUCCACUUCAUGCAACCCUUGGGAAUGCAGACCUUGAAUUGAAAAAUAUAAAUAGAUUAAAAGGAAUACUUGUGUAAGGAAUAGAAAGUAAAAAGGUAAGCAUGUAGGAUUGCACCACAAGUACAGAGCUGCUACUGCCUCCCCAAUCCUUAAUCAUGAGGAAGUGAACACCUUCUUAGGGUAAGGAAAUACAGCAUGACACUUCCCUGGAUAAUUCUGCAGGUAUUUGAGGGGCCUCUAACAGUUAACUGGCAUGAGCAGCUGAUCUUUGCAGUAAAACUGAAAACAGACAGUGGGCUGUUAGAUUGGAUUCCAAAUCAUGUUCAUUGUAAUUGAGUGUUCACCACCAACAAUAAAGGACAAUAAAAUAUAAGAAGCAUA
This is a messenger RNA of Rhineura floridana, 2944 nucleotides long. It is a transcript of the gene SLC37A4, whose product is annotated as solute carrier family 37 member 4. Lineage: Eukaryota; Metazoa; Chordata; Lepidosauria; Squamata; Rhineuridae. Gene Ontology annotation, cellular component: endoplasmic reticulum membrane. The transcript is spliced from 10 exons. The coding region runs from base 429 to 1784 and encodes 451 amino acids. Gene Ontology annotation, molecular function: glucose 6-phosphate:phosphate antiporter activity. Gene Ontology annotation, biological process: glucose-6-phosphate transport; phosphate ion transmembrane transport. The record is from RefSeq and is a predicted model, not a curated record.